AGAGAGAGAUAGAGAGUGGGAGAGAAAGAGAUCCGUCUCCUGCGAUUUUUCUCUCAUCGCUUUCUUUCUUUCUCUACAAUUCUCUCUUCUCUGCGAUCGUUUCUAAAAACCCUAUCUAAGAAAACCCUAGAGCUUCGCGAUCUUCGCUGCCUGUGGAUUCCUGGCCGCGAAUUGCUCACUUAUCGUUAAAUUUCGCCCUCUUUUCUGGGGGAUUUCUGCGCACCGAUUACUUCACUCGAGUGUUUUCCAAGCCCUAUUUUCGUGAUUGAUACCUGAUCGAUUUUCGAACGUCUUGGAUCCGUCGAUUCGUCGGCUGGACAUCUAUUGCUACUUGAAUCGGCCAAUGGUUGCAUUUGGUUAAUCUUCCGCGAUGAAGUUCAAGCGUAGGAGGGCACUGGAAGUGCCUUCAAGGAUAAAACAAUUCAUCAAUAACGUUAUCGCCACACCACUAGAGAAUAUAGAAGAACCACUGAAAAGUUUUUCCUGGGAGUUUGAUAAGGGAGAUUUUCAUCACUGGGUUGAUUUGUUUAAUCAUUUUGACACCUAUUUUGAGAAACACAUUAAACCAAGGAAGGAUUUACAGCUUGAAGAUAACUUUUUAGAAUCUGAUCCACCUUUCCCAAGAGAAGCUGUUCUACAGAUUCUGCGAGUGAUAAGAGUAAUUUUGGAGAACUGCACCAAUAAGCAUUUUUACAGCUCCUAUGAGCAUCACCUAUCAUCUCUUCUUGCUUCCACUGAUGCUGAUGUUGUGGAGGCUUGCCUGCAGACUUUAGCUGCAUUUUUGAAGAAGUCCAUUGGAAAAUACAUUAUAAGAGAUGCUUCUCUGAAUUCAAGACUAUUUUGUUUUGCCCAGGGGUGGGGGGGUAAAGAAGAAGGCCUUGGUCUGAUCUCCUGUAUCUUGCAGAACAGCUCUGACCCAAUUGCUCUUGAGUUGGGCAGGGCUUUGCAUUUUGAAUUUUAUGCUAUCAACAACUCUUCAAAUGAACCCCCUUUAUCUGGACAUCAGACACAGGGCUUAGAAAUUAUACACAUUCCUGAUGUCAAUGCAAGAAAAGAGACUGAUCUUGAACUCCUGAAUAAGCUGGUUGUAGAGUAUAAGGUCCCUACUAACUUGAGAUUUUCACUUUUGACAAGGUUACGGCUUGCCAGGGCCUUUCACUCUUUGGAGGCUCGGCAGCAGUAUACAUGCAUUCGACUCUAUGCUUUCAUUGCUCUUGUUCAAGCAUGUAGUGAUACAGAGACACUAGUUUCUUUUUUCAAUACGGAGCCUGAGUUCAUCAAUGAAUUAGUUACCAUGUUGAGCUACGAAGAUGUGGUGCCUGAAAAGAUUCGCAUAUUAUGUCUUCUUUCUUUGGUUGCCCUUUGUCAGGAUAGAUCUCGACAGCCUACUGUAUUGACUGCUGUGACUUCUGGUGGGCAUCGGGGCAUUCUAUCUAGCCUUAUGCAGAAAGCGAUUGGCUCUGUUGUUAAUAAUUCAUCUAAGUGGUCUGUUGUUUUUGCUGAGGCUCUCUUGUCUCUUGUAACGGUAUUGGUGUCAUCAUCAUCAGGCUGCUCAGCCAUGCGUGAAGCUGGAUUUAUCCCCACACUUCUACCUUUAUUGAAAGAUACAGACCCUCAGCACUUGCAUUUAGUUAGCACAGCUGUACAUGUUCUGGAAGCUUUUAUGGAUUACAGCAAUCCAGCUGCUGCCCUUUUCCGAGAUUUGGGUGGUUUAGAUGAUACCAUUUCGCGCUUAAUGGUGGAAGUCUCUCAUGUUGAAAGUGGUACAAAGCAGCAGAGCACAUCUGUUGAUGCUGACAAUUCUGAAUGUAGCAGUUCUCAAGAAGUUUCUGAUUCUUCUGCUGAGCUUGAUACCCUGCAGCCUCUUUAUUCUGAAGGAUUGGUUUCAUAUCACCGCCGUUUAUUGAUGAAAGCAUUGCUGCGUGCUAUAUCAUUGGGAACUUAUGCACCUGGGACAACAGCACGAAUGUAUGGUACGGAAGAGAGCUUGCUCCCACAUUGCUUGUGCAUAAUAUUUAAAAGGGCAAAAGACUUUGGUGGUGGUGUCUUUUCCCUAGCAGCCACGGUGAUGAGUGAUCUAAUUCACAAAGAUCCUACCUGUUUUCCUAUCCUAGAAGCAGCAGGACUUCCUUCUGCCUUUAUAGAUGCCAUUAUGGAUGGUGUCCUUUGCUCUGCUGAGGCAAUCACGUGCAUUCCACAGUGCCUUGAUGCCUUAUGUUUGAACACCAAUGGUCUUCAGGCAGUGAAAGAUUCCAAUGCUUUGAGGUGCUUUGUGAAAGUUUUUACUUCCAAGCAGUACCUGCGAGCCCUUGCUGCUGAUACUUCAGGUUCCUUGUCUAGUGGCCUGGAUGAAUUAAUGCGGCAUGCUUCCUCAUUGCGUGGACCUGGAGUUGAUAUGCUGAUUGAAAUACUGACUAAAAUUUCAAGAAUUGGGUCUGGGCUUGAAUCACCAUCCGGGUCUGAUUCUCCAAGUUCUCAACCUGUUCCCAUGGAAACUGAAUCUGAUAAUAAAGAUGUGGUACCAAUGGAUGACCGAGAUUCAUGCAAGCCCGGUAGUUCUGAGCAACAACCAAAUGAUACUGUCUCUGAUGCAUCUUCCAAUAUCGAGUCAUUUUUGCCUGAUUGUAUAAGCAAUGCUGCUCGUCUUCUUGAAACAGUUCUUCAGAAUUCUGAUACCUGCCGAAUUUUUGUUGAAAAGAAGGGAAUUGAGUGUGUCCUGCAAUUGUUCACUUUACCACUUCUGCCUCCAUCAGUUUCUGUGGGCCAAAGCAUAGCGGUUGCCUUUAAAAACUUCUCCCCACAGCAUUCUGCAUCCCUUGCUCGUGCGGUGUGCUCUUUCCUUAGAGAACAUCUUAAGUCAACAGAGGAACUUCUGAUUUCAAUCAGAGGGUCGCAGCUUGCUCAGGUGGAACCUUCUAAGAGAACAAAUAUUUUGAAGUGUCUCUGUACUUUGGAAGGCGUCCUGUCCCUUUCCAAUUCUUUGUUGAAAGGUACGACUACUAUAGUCUCUGAAUUGGGUUCUGCAGAUGCCGAUGUGUUCAAGGAUCUUGGGAAGGCUUAUAGGGAAAUUUUGUGGCAAGUAUCUUUGUGCUGUGAGCUGAAGGUGGAGGAGAAGGUGAAUACAGAAGUGGAGUCUGACAGUGCUGAUGUGGGUCCCUCUCAUAUUGCUGGAAGGGAGAGUGAUGAUGAUGCUAAUAUUCCCUCUAUUAGAUACAUGAAUCCUGUUUCAGUCAGAAAUAAUGCUCACUCACAUUGGGGAGUGGAGCGUGACUUCAUAUCUGUGGUUCGUGGUGAGGGUUUUAAUCGUCGCAGUCGACACAGUUUGGCUCGGUUUCGAGGUGGCAGAAAUGGAAGGCAUUUGGAAGCAUUCCAAAUUGAUUCUGAAGCUGGAACAAGUAGUGCAGAGACUUCUGUUAAUGGAGCGAAGAAGAAAAGUCCAGAAAUGCUGGUUUUGGAUAACCUUAACAAACUUGCUUCAACCAUGCGCUCUUUUUUCACUGCGCUUGUGAAGGGCUUUACUUCACCAAAUCGUCGAAGGACUGAAACUGGAUCCUUGAGUUCUGCCUCAAAGAGUAUUGGUGCUGCACUUGCAAAAGUAUUUCUUGAGGCGCUGGGGUUUUCAGGGUACUCCAACUCUGCUGGAGUAGAUAUAUCAUUGCCAGUAAAGUGUCGCUAUCUUGGGAAGGUUGUGGAUGACAUGGUGGCUCUAACAUUUGAUAGUCGGCGGCGCACUUGUUUUACCAUAAUGAUUAACAAUUUUUAUGUCCAUGGAACCUUCAAGGAGCUUCUUACAACAUUUGUAGCAACAAGUCAGUUGUUGUGGACUGUGCCUUGUGCUAUUUCCACAUCAAGUGAUGAUAAUAAUGCUGAGGGGAGCAAGCUGUCUCACAGCUCUUGGUUGCUCGAUACAUUGCAGAGUCAUUGUCGUGAGCUUGAAUAUUUUGUGAAUUCUGGACCCCUACUAUCAUCAACAUCAGCAUCCCAGACGCAGCUACUUGUUCAGCCAGGUGCAACUGGUUUGUCGAUAGGACUGUUUCCUGUUCCUAGAGAUCCUGAAGCAUUUGUUAGGAUGUUGCAGUCUCAAGUUCUGGAUGUGAUACUUCCCGUCUGGAACCAUCCAAUGUUCCCCAACUGUAGCAGCAGUUUCAUCACUUCAAUCAUUUCAUUAAUAACUCAUGUAUACAGUGGAGUGAAUGAUGUGAAACAAAAUCGCAGUGGGUCAUCUGUAGCAGCAAAUCAACGCUUUAUGCCUCCCCCCCCUGAUGAAGCUACAAUUGCUACCAUUGUUGAGAUGGGUUUUUCAAGAGCAAGAGCGGAGGAGGCACUCAGAAGAGUGGAAACAAAUAGUGUUGAGAUGGCAAUGGAAUGGUUAUUUAGUCAUGCUGAGGACCCUGUGCAGGAGGAUGAUGAGCUAGCUCGUGCGCUGGCUUUAUCUCUUGGAAGUUCAGCUGAAACACCUAAAGCUGAUGGUGCUGAUAAGCCUGCUGAUGUUAUGGUUGAGGAGAAACAGGCGAAACCACCUCCUGCUGAUAACAUCCUAUCUGUAUUGAUGAAAUUAUUCCAGCGUGGAGAUUCUGUUGCAUUCCCUCUGACAGAUCUGCUUGGGACCCUCUGCAGCAGGAGUAAAGGGGAAGAGCGCACAACCGUAAUUUCUUUUCUUGUUCAGCAGCUAAAACUUUGCCCACUUGAUUUUUCAAAGGAUGGCACUGCAUUGGGUAUGAUCUCUCAUACUCUAGCAUUGCUCCUCUCUGAAGAUGGAAAUGCUCGAGAAAUUGCUGCACAAAAUGAUGUUGUCUUGAUUGCAAUUGACAUCUUGAAAAAUUUUAUGGCCAGGACAGAGGCUUCAAAAGAAUUUCAAGCCCCUAAAUCUAUCAGCGCUUUACUUCUUAUAUUGGAUAAUUUGGUGCAGCCCAGGCCAAAAAUAUAUUCUGAUGCUGAGGAGGGAAAAGUAAGUGGAUCUCUAUCCAGUACAUUGGGUAAUGAGGCAUCAGCUGGGGUAAUGGAAGAAAAAAAUGUUGCAGCUGAUGUUGACAAGGAUGAAUCUACAAAUGAUGGCUUUGAUUUUGAGAAAAUUCUUGGAAAACCAACCGGUUAUUUGACAAUGUUGGAGAGUGGUAGUCUGCUGGUGAUUGCUUGUAAUUUGAUUAAAAGACAUGUGCCCCCAAUGGUUAUGCAAGCUGCUCUUCAGUUAUGUGCUCGAUUGACUAAGUCCCAUGCCUUGGCUGUACAGUUUCUUGAAAGUGGUGGGUUGGUGGCCCUUUUUGGUCUUCCCAAAAGUUGCUUUUUUCCAGGUUAUGACACCUUAGCAUCUGCCAUCGUUCGACAUCUACUCGAGGAUCCUCAGACUCUGCAAACAGCUAUGGAACUGGAGAUUCGCCAAACUCUGGGUGGAAGCAGGCAUGCUGGCCGUGUGUCAACAAGAACAUUUCUGACAUCAAUGGCACCUGUUAUUUCCCGCGAUCCAGGUGUCUUCAUGAAAGCAGUGGCUUCUGUAUGUCAGCUGGAGUCAACUGGGGGACGAAGCUUUAUUGUGCUAUCUAAAGAUAAAGACAGAGAGAAAGAAAAAGAGAAGUUAAAAACGUCUGGUGGUGAGCCUGCAGCAUCUGCAAAUGAGUGCGUAAGGAUUACUGAAAAUAAAGCACCUGAUGUGUCUAGUAAGUACCCCAAAGGCCACAAGAAGGUUUCAGCAAAUCUCACCCAGGUGAUCGAUUAUCUUCUUGAAAUUGUAUCAAUAUAUCCUGCAUGCAAUGGUGAAGAUGAUUGCACAGGCCAACCAAGUGCUAUGGAGAUUGAUGAACCAACUAACAAAAUGAAGGGUAAGUCAAAGGUGGAUGAGACAAUAAAGAUAGGAUCAGACAAUAUAUCAGGGAAAUCUGAAUCCCUAGCUAAGGUGACAUUUGUUCUGAAGCUAUUGAGUGAUAUUCUGCUUAUGUAUGUUCAUGUUGUUGGUGUAAUCUUGAGACGGGAUCUAGAAAUGUCUCAGCAACGUGGUUCUAGUCAUUUUGAAUGUUCUGGACAGGGUGGCAUUGUUCAUCAUAUUUUGCAUCAUCUUGUUCCCCUCUCAACUGAUAAAUCUGCUGGCCCUGAUGAAUGGAGAGACAAGCUUUCUGAAAAAGCUUCAUGGUUUUUGGUUGUAUUGGCUGGUCGAUCAAGUGAAGGAAGAAGAAGGGUAGUGAAUGAACUUGUUAAAGCCUUGUCCUUAUUUGUAAAUCUUGAGAGCAAUUCAUCUAAAAGUAGUUUAUUGCCUGAUAAGAAAGUCCUUGCCUUUGUUGAUUUAGUAUACUCCAUUCUUUCCAAGAACUCUUCUUCUGGGAACUUGCCUGGUUCUGGUUGUUCGCCUGAGAUUGCCAAAAGCAUGAUAGAUGGAGGAAUUGUGCAUUGCCUUUCAGGCAUUCUUCAAGUAAUUGAUUUGGACCAUCCUGAUGCACCAAAAGUUGUAAAUCUCAUACUGAAGUCUUUGGAAAGCCUGACCAGAGCUGCCAAUGCUAGCGAGCAACUUUCCAGGGCUGAUACAUUGAGUAAGAAGAAAAUGAAUAAUACAAAUGAAAGGUCUGAUGUUCAGCUUGCAGGCACUGGAGCUUCUCAAGAAUUACAAUCUACUGAAGAUAGAAGCACCCAACAUGGGAUUUUGGCAACUUCUGGUUCUGAAGCACAGGAUACCUCCCAAAAUGAACAUGUACAGAAUGACAACUCAAAUGAGAAUGCUGAGCAAGAAAUGAGGGUUGAAGAGGAUCCAACUACUGAUACACCUGUGGAUCUUGGGGUAGAUUAUAUGCGUGAAGAUAUGGAAGAAAGUGGUGCCCUACCGAACUCGGAACAAAUUGAGAUGGCUUUUCAUGUAGAAAAUAGGGUAGAUGAUGAUAUGAAUGAAGAGGAUGACAUGGGUGAUGAUGGUGAGGAUGAUGAUGAUGGCGAGGAUGAGGAUGAAGAUAUAGCUGAGGAUGGCACUGGUUUAAUGUCUUUAGCUGAUACAGAUGUGGAAGAUCAUGAGGAUACUGGGUUGGGAGAUGAGUAUAAUGAAGACAUGAUUGAUGAAGAAGAUGAUGAUUUUCGUGAAAACCGUGUGAUUGAGGUUAGAUGGAGGGAAGCCCUUGAUGGGUUGGAUCAUUUGCAGGUUCUUGGACAGCCUGGAGCUGGUGGAGGGCUAAUUGAUGUCUCUGCAGAAGCCUUUGAAGGGGUGAAUGUUGAUGAUUUCUUUGGAAUUCGUAGACCUUUUGGAUUUGAACGUAGACGUCAGGCUAAUAGAAGUUCCUAUGAGCGAUCAGGAUUAGAAGGAAAUACUCUUCAGCAUCCUCUCCUUUUGAGACCAUCCAAUUCUGGUGAUUUAGUUUCUAUAUGGUCGUCUGCUGGGAAUUCAUCCAGGGAUUCAGAAGGCCUUUCUGGUAACCUUGAUGUAGCGCAUUUUUAUAUGUUUGAUUCUCCUGUGCUUCCUUAUGACAAUGUACCUACUAAUCUGUUUGGUGAUCGGCUUGGUGGUUCUGCACCAUCUCAACUAGCUGAUUUUUCUGUUGGGUUAGAGUCCUUGCGAGGAUCAGGUCGAAGAGUCCAUGGUGAUGGACGGUGGACUGAUGAUGGCCAACCUCAGGGUGGUGGUCAAGCUGCUGCAAUUGCUCAGGCAGUAGAAGAACAAUUCAUAUCUGUAUUGCGAAAUGAUAGUCCUGAAAAUCCUGGCAAUUCGCAGAAUGCAGAUCUACCAGAGAAGCAGGAGGGAGAUCCUGUUGUGGAUGCUAGUAAUCAACUGCCAGCAGGGACCACUGGUACUCAACUAAAUGAUGAUAGACAUACUAAUACUGAUCAUGAAGGCAAUCAACCAACACAAGAUGUUGAUGAUCAAGCUGGCGAAGGUGAGGAGCAAGCAAUGGAAGACAUGACAAUUGAGGUUGGUAAUGAUAGCAUGGAAACAGCAGAUGCAAGUGUCCCUGGCCAGUCUUUGGAGACACCAUCUGGUUCUGCUUCUCAGGAUGUUGCAACCUCUGAUGAGACUGCUCGCGGCCAUGUAGAUUCUUCUGCUAUACCAUCUCAAGGGGAGGGCUCUGAUAGACCGUUGGGGCAAAAUUUCAGUUCUAAUUCUCUUACCCCUUCGGCCUCUGGGGCUGAGAUGCUUGUUUCUGAUGAUCACCACAUUUCUUCAGUCCCAGAAGGUACUGAUGUUGAUAUGAAUGCCCCUGAAGCUGAAGGAGAUCAUAGUGACCCCACACAGUUACCUCCUCCUGAGAUUAAUCUGGAGGAGCCAUCAUCACAUCAAAAUAAUCCUUCUGAACAGGAUGCUUUGCAGACAGAUGAAGGUGUCUUGAAUAGUGAUGCUUCUAAUGCAAAUGGUAUAGACCCCACAUUUUUGGAGGCACUGCCGGAAGAUCUUCGUGCUGAGGUUCUUGCUUCACAACACUCUCAGUCCACUGCAACUCCUACUUAUGCACCGCCUACAGUUGAAGACAUUGAUCCAGAGUUUUUAGCUGCUCUUCCUCCUGAUAUUCAAGCUGAAGUUCUCGCUCAACAACGAGCUCAAAGAAUUGCUAAUCAAUCGGAGGGUCAGCCAGUUGACAUGGACAAUGCAUCAAUUAUUGCUACUUUCCCUGCUGAUCUUCGUGAAGAGGUACUUUUGACUUCUUCAGAGGCACUAUUAUCAGCACUUCCAUCUCCCUUACUUGCAGAAGCACAAAUGCUGAGAGACAGAGCAAUGAGUCAUUAUCAUGCUCGCAGCUUGUUUGGAGGUAGCCAAAGACUCGGUGGUCGAGGAAAUAGAUUGGGUUUUGAUAGACAGACAGUGAUGGAUAGGGGUGUUGGAGUCACUAUUGGAAGGAGGACUUCAUCUGCUGCAGAUAACUUGAAACUGAAAGAACUUGAUGGAGAACCACUCUUGGAUGCUAAUGGAUUAAAAGCAUUAAUUCGUUUAUUACGUCUAGCACAGCCCCUUGGGAAAGGUCUGUUGCAGAGACUUCUGUUGAACCUGUGCUCCCAUAACUGUACAAGAGCAAUUCUAGUUCGUCUUCUGCUUGAUAUGAUCAACCCUGAGACUGUAGGCACCGUUGGUGGACUGACUUCGACAAAUGCUCAGAGGCUUUAUGGUUGCCAAUCCGAUGUUGUUUAUGGCCGAUCUCAGUUGUGUGAUGGUGUUCCUCCACUGGUUUUGCGGCGGGUACUCGAGAUCCUCACCUAUCUUGCCACUAAUCAUUCUGGUGUUUCCAGCCUUCUUUUCCAUUUUGAGAGCUCUAAUGUUCCUGAAGUUACGCCCACAAACCAUUCAGAAGUCAGAAAUGAAGGUGACACCGCCAUUGAAGGACAGCAUGAUCUUGGGCGUUCUAGAGGCUUGCAGAAAGGGGAUAUUCCUUUGAUAUUGCUUCUUAAACUUUUGAGUCAGCCACUUUUCUUGCGGAGCAUUGCUCAUCUUGAGCAGGUCAUGGGCCUGCUCCAAGUGGUUGUGUAUGCUGCAGCAUCGAAGGCUGAUAUUCGGUCUAAUACUGAAGAAACUACAGCUCAAAUUGAAGCCCCAUCUGGCAAUGAAACUAGUGAUACUCAGAAAGAUCCGACUGCAGAAGGAGAACCUAAUCAAGUUGAUCAAAGUGCCAGUGGUAUAAAGUCCACAUCUGAUGUUCAAAGAAGUCUUCAGCCAUAUGAUAUCUUCUUACUGAUACCUCAAUCGGAUUUGCAUAGUCUUUGUGGUCUUCUUGGUCACGAAGGGCUUUCAGAUAAAGUUUACACACUUUCCGGAGACGUGCUGAAGAAAUUGGCCUCUACUGCUCCUGCUCAUCGUAAAUUUUUUAUUUUGGAGUUGUCAGAGUUGGCUCAGAGGCUGAGCAGCUCUGCUGUCAAUGAACUGGUAACUCUUAGGGACACACGGAUGCUUGGGUUGAGUGCCGGUUCAAUGGCAGGGGCUGCUGUUCUUCGUGUUCUGCAGAUUCUCAGCUCACUUACAUCCAUUGGGAGCGACGGUGACAAAGACAAGCUAAGUGUUGAAGAACAGGAAGAGCAUGGUACCAUGUGUAAGUUAAAUGUUUCGCUGGAGCCGCUGUGGAAAGAACUGAGUCAAUGCAUUAGUACAAUGGAAUUAGAGUUAAAUCAAAAUCAAAGUUCCUCGAACUCUUUGGCUAAUAUUGGUGAGCAGAUUCAAGGUUCUACUUCAGCGUCCACAGCUCUUCCUCCUGGAACUCAGAGGCUCCUCCCCUUUAUUGAGGGGUUUUUCGUUCUGUGUGAAAAACUACAGGCUAACAAUUUAUUAUAUCAGCAAGAUCAAUCUAAUGUGACAGCAAGAGAAGUGAAGGAGUCUUCUGGAAGUUCAGUUCCUUCUUCUAUUAAGAGUACAGAUUCCAACAGGAGAUUUGAGGGGUCCGUUACAUUUGUAAGGUUUGCAGAGAAGCAUCGUCGCCUGCUAAAUGCCUUUGUUAGGCAGAACCCAGGUUUAUUGGAAAAGUCACUCUCAAUGAUGCUGAAAGCUCCUCGAUUAAUUGAUUUUGACAACAAAAGGGCUUACUUCCGGUCCAGGAUUCGGCAACAGCAUGAUCAGCAUCUGUCAGGUCCACUUCGAAUCAGUGUUAGGAGGGCAUAUAUUUUGGAGGAUUCGUAUAACCAGCUUCGGAUGCGACCUAGUCAAGACCUUAAAGGACGUCUGAAUGUGCAUUUUCAAGGAGAAGAAGGCAUUGAUGCUGGUGGUUUGACUCGUGAAUGGUACCAACUGUUGUCAAGGGUCAUAUUUGAUAAAGGAGCUUUGCUUUUCACCACUGUUGGAAACAAUGCAACUUUUCAACCAAAUCCUAAUUCUGUAUAUCAGACAGAACAUCUCUCUUAUUUCAGAUUUGUUGGUCGUGUGGUAGCAAAAGCAUUAUUUGAUAGUCAGCUACUUGAUGUAUACUUCACCCGCUCCUUCUACAAGCAUAUUCUAGGUGUAAAGGUGACAUAUCAUGAUAUUGAAGCCGUUGAUCCCGAUUACUAUAAAAAUUUGAAGUGGAUGCUGGAGAAUGAUGUGAGUGACAUACCUGAUCUGACAUUCUCCAUGGAUGCUGAUGAAGAGAAACAUAUCCUUUAUGAAAAAACUCAGGUUACUGACUAUGAGCUUAAACCGGGAGGAAGAAAUAUAAGAGUGACAGAAGAAACAAAGCAUGAAUAUGUAGACCUUGUUGCUGAUCACAUCUUGACAAAUGCUAUCCGUCCCCAAAUUACUGCAUUCCUUGAAGGUUUCAAUGAAUUAGUUCCAAGGGAACUUAUAUCCAUUUUCAACGAUAAGGAGCUGGAGUUACUGAUCAGUGGACUUCCGGAAAUUGAUUUGGUUGAUCUGAAGGCCAACACUGAGUACACAGGCUACACUGCUGCAUCUAAUGCUGUUCAGUGGUUUUGGGAGGUGGUUGAGGGAUUUAGCAAAGAAGACAGAGCUAGAUUGCUCCAAUUUGUCACGGGAACUUCAAAGGUUCCUUUGGAAGGUUUUAGAGCGCUGCAAGGCAUAUCUGGGCCACAAAAGUUUCAGAUCCACAAGGCAUAUGGAGCUCCCGAGAGACUUCCUUCAGCUCAUACCUGCUUUAACCAACUUGACCUCCCGGAGUAUUCUAGCAAAGAACAACUUCAAGACCGCUUGCUCCUGGCGAUUCAUGAAGCUAGUGAAGGAUUCGGGUUCGGUUAAAUGAUGAUGGUUUGAUAUGGGUGUGCGUCACUGCUGCUGGCUGGACUUGCUGUGAAAAAGUGGUAUUAAAUCAUCCAUCCCAUUAACAGCUGCUGGUCUCGGCUUGGCUUGGCUUGGCUUGGCUUGGGGCACCAUGGAUUCUUGCAGCAGCAGCAGCAGCAGCAGCAGCAGAUGGUUUAUUAUUAUGCCAACCAGGCAGUGGUGAGUGUUUUCAUCCUGACCUGUGUUGUGUACAUACAAAAUCUGCUGCUGCUCUCUCUCUCUCUCUCUCUCCCUUUCUCUCUCAUACACUACUACUACUACUACUACUUUUGGUUGAAUGCUUGUUUUUUCCUUCUUUUUUUUUUCUCUUUCUGAUUUUGGGAAUGAUGAAGAAUUCUGUCUAUCUUAUCUAUCUUAUCCAUCUAGCCAUUGAUUUAUUAUUA
Andrographis paniculata is the source of this 12033-nucleotide messenger RNA. Its product is annotated as E3 ubiquitin-protein ligase UPL1. Gene Ontology annotation, molecular function: protein binding; ubiquitin-protein transferase activity. Lineage: Eukaryota; Viridiplantae; Streptophyta; Magnoliopsida; Lamiales; Acanthaceae. The coding region runs from base 371 to 11608 and encodes 3745 amino acids. The record is from RefSeq and is a predicted model, not a curated record. Gene Ontology annotation, biological process: proteasome-mediated ubiquitin-dependent protein catabolic process; protein polyubiquitination; positive regulation of protein catabolic process. The transcript is spliced from 16 exons.